AGUUGCAGAGCCGCCCCCUGAAUCCCUGAUUGCGAAACGCCACCAGCACCACGCACGAACGCGUCCCUUCGAUAUCUCAUAUCGGUCUCACAAAUACACUUAACUCGCUCUCGCUCUCGCUCUCGCUUGUUAUUUUGUAACAAUGGCCUCCGUGAAGAACAGAGUGAGGAAUAAGUUGUUCAAGUGUUUUAGACCGGCCGCUAUAGACGAUGAUUCAACCAAACCUGGCGCCACGGACGGGUCGGGGAAUUUGGUCUUUACGAGCAUCUCCGGUAAAGGCAAAUCGAGGAAGAUUUCGAAUUCGCUUUCGGGAGAGAAAGGAAAGGUUUAUUCGGAGGGAGGCGAUGCCGGCGGCGGCGACCGGGGCAACAAGGAGGGGUCUCACCGGAGCUUUUCUGCAGCAGUCAAAGCCGUCUUGUUUGAUGCCUCGUUGACGAAGAAGACUCCUCGUAAUAGAAAAGCUCGACAAAUUUCAAAUUCGUCAAACAUCAACAUGUCCUCGGAGAUUAGCCAGAAGGUUUCAAAAUCAUCCCAUGAUCACGAAAAGCCUUCAAAGAGGGACUCUUCAGCGGCGGGCGAUUGGAAAACGAACUACAAUUAUUGGUCUUCUUCGCUGGACUCUUCGUUUCCUACAACUUAUUCAACUGAUCAUUCGUUGUCUUCCUCUCGUGUUUCCUCCCUCGCUUUGGACUCUACACCUUGGUUAGAACACAAGGAAUCGUUUCGAGCGGGUUCAGCAGGAUCAAAACGAAUUGAUAGAUUCAUAUCAACAGAUGAUGUUAGGGAGUAUCGUCGUGUUGAUAUUGGAUUGUGUAUGUUUCUUGUUUCUUUUUCAGUCUUGAUCUUUUGGGGGAGAGAGUAUGCGCAAUAUGCUGCACUUCGAUGCUGUUUGUUACUAUUCGAUGGCCCCGAUAAACGGAUUGAUUCAGCUCGAUGCCGCAUUGAGUUGCCGGAGAUAGGCUCGGAAGAGCACAAGAAGAAAGUCAUAAUGGAAGGGCUGCUUGAAAGAAAUCACAGUCGAUUAUUGUAACAAAUUAGAGUGAACGAUUUUUUUGUUUUGUUUUUUGGAUUGGCAAUAUAUUAGGUCAUAUUUUAGGAUUUUUUUG
This is a messenger RNA of Rhododendron vialii, 1106 nucleotides long. RefSeq lists its product as uncharacterized. The record is from RefSeq and is a predicted model, not a curated record. The transcript has 2 exons. Bases 143 to 1030 code for a protein of 295 amino acids. Lineage: Eukaryota; Viridiplantae; Streptophyta; Magnoliopsida; Ericales; Ericaceae.